UCGGCUGCUGACCCGUUGGUCAGGGAAUUGCGUCAGAGGUUAAGCCGCAAUGUUAAACCUAACGAGCAAACAAUAGACACCUUUGCAAUAGACAACUGGGACCUGACACAAGUGCCGGCAUUACCCCCUCCAAGACUACCACCCCCUCCUAUGGUAAAGGGUGUCACGUUUAAAAGGUCUAGAUUGCCCGGCCCUCCACCCCCUGUGCCACCAAAACCACCAAGCAAGGGGGCCAACAAUAAGCAACUGCUUGAACUGUAUGGCUCCAGCGAGUUGGCCACCAAGUUUAUCAAAGUGCUACAAAACCCUGGUGAAAAAGAGUUUGAACAACUGUGCGAUAAGGCUAAAUACGGGCGCAAUCAGGAGAUGAUGCACUUGUAUCGCGAGAUUAACGAGAUGAAUUCGGACAUGAAAGAGUAUCGCGAUGGUUUUACUUCGGCCAUGGCCGAUGCCGCCAAGCCAGAUACUAAGUUACGUCACCCGGAUGUUUUAUGUUUUAUAACUAAAUGGGUAAACUCAUCGGUUGGUGCUCUGCCGGGAGAGUCGACCCGAAAGGCGCUAAGAGAUUGGCUGAAUGUUUACCAUCAUUACGCCAAUAAUGCCGGUACAAUCGCCGCAAAGGAUUGCGAUUGGUCACCAUUUUCAGCCGGACCAGAGUCAAGCGUGAAAUCAAUCCAGAUACUUAUUUGCAAGGCGUUGGUUAACAUAGAUAAAUUGACUGGUAAAGACUCUAGCUCAAAACAU
This is a messenger RNA of Medioppia subpectinata, 744 nucleotides long. NCBI's taxonomy places the organism in Eukaryota, Metazoa, Arthropoda, Arachnida, Sarcoptiformes, Oppiidae. The record is from the annotation of a GenBank genome assembly.